Molecule: messenger RNA, 1496 nt
Organism: Tyto alba (common barn owl)
Lineage: Eukaryota; Metazoa; Chordata; Aves; Strigiformes; Tytonidae
Exons: 2
Coding region: 470-1375 (301 amino acids)
Source: RefSeq, a predicted model, not a curated record
UUGUGACAGGGGAAGUUGGGCCCUUCAUUUUUCCUUCGAUUCCGAUGCGCUAUGGCAGAUCCUAUUUUCUUGUUAAUUAGGCGCUGUUCAUUCUCUCCACUUCAUUACUUACCGCCGCACCUAGAAUUUAUAUUCAUUUGCUUUAAUCGUGUUCGCCUGGUUACAUUCUAAACAGUUACUCACUCAGAAAGGAAAUUAUUACCUCGCUUUGCCAGGGCUUCCGCUUCGCCUUAAUUUCCCCGGAGCCUCGUUUGCUUCCCUCUGCUUUUUUUUCCCCCCUUUCUAGGUUCCCUCGGGCUUGGCCGGGAGCGUGCGUGGGGGCCCCACACUCAGGGACCCACGGAAGGUGCUGCCCGGGGCAGCCCAGACCCAGAAAAAAAAACAACAAGGAGAGAACGGCCAACGCUUUUUCACAGGCCCGCUCUUCUAAUUGUCAUGUGUUUUUAUUCCCUUUUCCUCUUGCUGUUUCAUGCCUCUUUUUGCUCUUCAAAGAGGCAAAGUGGAAAACCAGACAGUUUUUUCCCUUUGGUGGGCAAGACCUGCUCUUGAGCUGCCUGCUUGCACUUUCAAUAUGCAGGCGCUCCUAAAUAUCGCAGAAACUUCCCCCAGUUCUGCCCCGGAGGCAAACCGAGCAGUUAGCCCCUCCUGGGAUCAUCGCUGGUGCUCGUGCCUCACACCCCCCUCUCAGCCUUUCUGGGUGACUUACCCUUCAGCAGGAGACACCCCACGUCUCCCAGCUCGCGGGUCCGGCUCUGAUCUCUCCCGCGGUGCGGGACCCCGUCGCGGUCCGGCUCAAGCAAAAAAUUCCCUGCAGCCAGCACCCAAACACCAGUCAUUACACCCAACCGCAGAUUGGCCGGGUGCAGCCGUUGCCAACGACAGCCCUUUCUCCGGGGAGACGGGUCGCGGCCGGCGACGGGGCGACCACACGCCUCGUUCCUGGGUUCCACGGAACAUCCCGGGGCUCCACGGAGAGGGAGAGGCACCGAGAGAAGCCACAGCUUCACCGCAGCGAGCUUCGGCCGCUGGUUUGUGCCGCCGCUUCGGCUUCGGGCGCGGGGAGAGUCGGGGUGAGGCGGACGGAGGGGAGCUGGGGUGUGGGGAGGCACGCUGCCCUCCCUUUUUACACCCUCUCCAUCCCACGGGCUGCACCCUGCUGCUCCCAGCGCCAGCACGGGCGAGGGGAGAGCCGAGCCGCUCGUCACACGGGUCUGACCUGCGCCCGGCCGUGCCGCCGCGAUUUCAGCCAGCGAGCAGAACACCGCCCGGCCCCUCAGCUGGGAAAGGCUUCGGAUGGCUCCUGGCAGGUUGCGACAGAAGGGUCUGGCUGGCUGUAACCGUGGGACAAGGACUGCGCGUGGGCAGCAGUGCUUGAGCCGUUGGAGGAUGCUUUUGGGGAGAGCAAGCGUUUCCCUCCUGCCCUGUGCCCGGCCGGUACGUUCUGCCGGGGCUGCGGCAUCUCGUCAGACUAUUUUUACAAGCUUACCGAGAAGACC